CUACGGCCGCCGCCAGCAUCAAGCUCCUUGCUCCCCGACCAAACCCUACCUGUACCCGCCGCCGCCGCCGCAGCAGCCAUGCCGCCCAAAUUGGACCCCUCUCAGGUGGUGGAGGUCUUCGUCCGCGUGACGGGAGGCGAGGUCGGCGCGGCGUCGUCGCUGGCCCCCAAGAUCGGCCCGCUCGGUCUCUCCCCGAAGAAGAUCGGUGAGGACAUCGCCAAGGAGACCGCCAAGGACUGGAAGGGCCUCCGCGUCACCGUCAAGCUCACCGUGCAGAACCGGCAGGCCAAGGUCUCCGUCGUCCCCUCCGCCGCGGCGCUCGUCAUCAAGGCGCUCAAGGAACCCGAGAGGGACAGGAAGAAGGUCAAGAACAUCAAGCACAGCGGCAACAUCAGCCUCGACGACGUCAUCGAGAUCGCCAAGACCAUGCGGAACAGGUCCAUGGCCAAGGAGUUGGCCGGGACCGUCAAGGAGAUCCUGGGGACCUGCGUCAGCGUCGGGUGCACCGUCGAUGGGAAGGACCCCAAGGACUUGCAGCAGGAGAUCGAUGAUGGUGAGGUCGAGAUCCCCUCAGCUUAAAGGCUAUACAACUAGAAAUCAUCGGACACUAUUAAAGUGGUGUUUUGCUCCAAAUGCAGUUCCUGCACCUCAAUCGCCUAUUAUUGUCUGCUUUAGUUCCUUCAAGUCUUGUGAGAGACCUAAUCAGUACCUUGUGCCUUAUAAAAUUACAUCUUCCGAUU
Zea mays is the source of this 740-nucleotide messenger RNA. Its product is annotated as 60S ribosomal protein L12. The transcript has 2 exons. Gene Ontology annotation, cellular component: ribosome; cytosolic large ribosomal subunit. Bases 79 to 579 code for a protein of 166 amino acids. Gene Ontology annotation, molecular function: structural constituent of ribosome; large ribosomal subunit rRNA binding. Gene Ontology annotation, biological process: translation. The record is from RefSeq and is marked validated. NCBI's taxonomy places the organism in Eukaryota, Viridiplantae, Streptophyta, Magnoliopsida, Poales, Poaceae.